Messenger RNA from Pocillopora meandrina, 612 nucleotides. The record is from the annotation of a GenBank genome assembly. Lineage: Eukaryota; Metazoa; Cnidaria; Anthozoa; Scleractinia; Pocilloporidae.
UUCAGAGAGCUGCUAGACAUCUUAAACAAAGAGAAUUUGACAGAUGAUGAAAUUUCAGCAUUUGAAACCAAGGUAAGAUAACACAAUACACAUAAAAACAUAAGACUGAUCAUAUGUUAAUAUCAUUAUAGUAACAAGGUUUUUCAUAAAUAUGUAACAAAAAAAUUUGCUUACUCUUGUAGGCACAGAGUUGGGGAAAACAGAUGGUGAAGAUGUCUGGCACUGGUCCUGGGUAUUCUCAGACCAUAAUCAUCACCCCAUAUAUGCACAGCUUCGUGUACCAUGUCCCAGUAAUGCUGCAUAACCAUGGAAGCCUUAAAAUGUUUAGUGGCCAAGGUAUGUAUCUUCACUUUAUUUUAUAGACCCAUUGUAACAAUACUCAAGAAAAAUUUAUUAUUUGGCAUCGUUGGAAGUUGUAAGAAGCCAAACCUGCAAUUAAGAAAAGUAGCAUGACAUUUAAUAACAGGUGUUGAGAAGAAGAAUGAUGAUUUGCGGUGCUAUUUCCACCGUAAAAUCAACAGAUGGGAUGCUGCAACAAACCUGCUGCUGGUGGAGAAAAGGCAAGAGGAGCUAAGAGAGGAAGAAAGAGCUAAACAGCCAUAUGAAAAGAGG